AAACCUGAUUAUUGUAUGUGGAAUUUCUUUCAGGUCUUCCAGUUUUUGUCCCGCCAUAAACAGUCAAAGAGGUUUAUUCUUGUUCAUUGUACUCAUGGGCAUAAUCGCACAGGCUUUAUGAUAAUUCAUUUUCUUAUCCGUUCACUAUCGUUAUCUGUCACUGAGGCAAUACAUAGAUUUGCUAGUGCACGCCCACCAGGAAUAUAUAAACAGGACUAUAUUGAUGCAUUGUACACUUUCUAUCAUGAGAGGAAACCUGAAACAGUCAUUUGCCCACCAACUCCAGAGUGGAAAAGAUCUUCUGAUUUUGACCUGAAUGGUGAAGCUGUGCCAGAUGAGGAUGAUGAUGGUGCUAUAGAUGUUUCUUUGCAACAGGAUGAUCGUGUAGAAAAUGAAGUAAUGACAAAUGAUGAUGUCAUGGGAGAUGCAAUACCUGCUGACCAGCAAGAUGCAAUGCGACAAUUCUGUUAUCACACACUCAAAUUGGGUACAGGGACGAAACGAAUCUUACAGUUUCCAGGCUCGCACCCUGUGUCUCUCAACAGGGAAAACUUGCAAUUGUUAAGACAACGGUAUUACUAUGCGACAUGGAAAGCUGAUGGAACACGCUAUAUGAUGCUUUUAACUUAUGAUGGAUGUUACUUGAUUGAUAGAAACUUUUGUUUUCGAAGGGUGCAGAUGCGGUUUCCGACAAGAAACACAAAUGAGGGUUUACCUGAGAAGACUCACAACUUAACAUUACUUGAUGGUGAGAUGAUAAUUGACACUGUUCCAGAUACACAGAAGCAGGAGAGAAGAUACUUGAUCUACGAUAUGAUGGCCAUUAAUGGGACGUCUAUUGUAGAGCGCCCCUUCUACGAAAGGUGGAAGAUGCUUGAGAAAGAAGUGAUCGAACCUCGAAAUUUGGAACGCCAGCAUAUAAAUCAUAGUAGAAAUUCUUACUACAGAUAUGACCAAGAGCCACUCAGGGUGAGGAGAAAGGAUUUUUGGUUGCUAUCUACUGUUAACAAGCUUCUAAAUGAGUUUAUCCCAAGGCUUCCACAUGAAGCAGAUGGUCUCAUCUUUCAGGGCUGGGAUGAUCCUUAUGUUCCCCGCACUCAUGAGGGCCUCUUAAAAUGGAAAUACCCUAAAAUGAACUCAGUUGAUUUUCUCUUUGAGCUGGAAGACGAAGAUAGACAACUACUUUAUCUUCAUGAACGGGGAAAUAGGAAGCUUAUGGAAGGGAAUCUGGUUGUGUUUAAAGGAGAACCCUCUGAAUUUUCAGGGAAGAUUAUAGAGUGUUCGUGGGAUUCUGAAGCAGAGGUCUGGGAAUGUAUGCGCAUCAGGGCAGACAAAUCAACUCCAAAUGACUUCAAUACCUACAAGAAGGUGAUGCGAAGCAUAAGGGAUAAUAUCACGGAGGAGGUCUUGUUAACUGAAAUUGGUGAGAUUGUUCGUCUACCCAUGUACGCAGACAGGAUAAGGAAUGAUAGCAAAGCGGCCCAAAUGCACCACCAGCACCCAAAUUCAGCGCGACGGAGAUGAUGGGAGUUUAUGUACUCAAAGUUGCUGGUGUUUACAUAAAAUACAACCGAUGAUGCCACACUGCUGUGGAAAUAGUGUAAUUAGUAUCUAAUUAUAUCCCUAGGUGUAGUCUCAAAGCGUGUGUGACGCCGUUGAGUUGUACACAAGUCUAGUUGGUCUUCUUUUCUGCUGGUUGGGUUGUAGCUGUUGCCAUGUAUAUUACCAAUUCCGUUUAGUGACGAUUGCAUUAUUAGUUAAGAUCCGGCUAUUUAUCAACAACCCCUAUAAAAUUUCUGUUCCACA
Molecule: messenger RNA, 1806 nt
Organism: Macadamia integrifolia
Lineage: Eukaryota; Viridiplantae; Streptophyta; Magnoliopsida; Proteales; Proteaceae
Product: mRNA-capping enzyme
Exons: 12
Coding region: 16-1524 (502 amino acids)
Biological process (GO): 7-methylguanosine mRNA capping; DNA repair; DNA recombination
Molecular function (GO): mRNA 5'-triphosphate monophosphatase activity; mRNA guanylyltransferase activity; DNA ligase (ATP) activity
Source: RefSeq, a predicted model, not a curated record